CCGGCUUCCGCAGACGGCGCUGGUGGGCGAUCGUGCGGCGCCGGAGGACGUUCCCCGCGGUUGGAGCCAUGGAGAUGCCUUUGCCGCCCGAUGACCAGGAGCUUCGAAAUGUCAUCGACAAGCUGGCUCAGUUCGUGGCUCGCAACGGUCCCGAGUUUGAGAAAAUGACAAUGGAGAAGCAGAAGGACAACCCGAAAUUCUCGUUUCUGUUUGGAGGCGAGUUUUACAGUUACUACAAGUGCAAGCUGGCGUUGGAGCAGCAGCAGCUCAUCUGCAAGCAGCAGGCCCCCGAGCUGGAGCCCGCAGCAGCCCUACCGCCCCUGCAGCAGCCCCCGCUGGCUCCUGCCACCCCCAUCGCGCCGACCCAGGGCACCCCCUCCAUGGACGAGCUCAUCCAGCAGAGCCAGUGGAACCUCCAGCAGCAGGAGCAGCACCUGCUGGCCCUCAGACAGGAGCAGGUGACGGCGGCUGUGGCCCAUGCAGUAGAGCAGCAGAUGCAGAAGCUCCUGGAGGAGACCCAGCUGGACAUGAAUGAGUUCGACAACCUGCUGCAGCCCAUCAUUGACACGUGCACCAAGGAUGCCAUCUCGGCCGGGAAGAACUGGAUGUUCAGCAAUGCCAAGUCCCCGCCACACUGCGAGCUGAUGGCUGGCCACCUCCGGAACCGCAUCACGGCCGACGGCGCACACUUCGAGCUGCGGCUGCACCUCAUCUACCUGAUCAACGACGUGCUGCACCACUGCCAGCGCAAGCAGGCCCGGGAGCUGCUGGCCGCCCUGCAGAAGGUGGUGGUGCCCAUCUACUGCACUAGCUUCUUGGCCGUGGAGGAGGACAAACAGCAGAAGAUCGCCCGGCUCCUGCAGCUCUGGGAGAAGAAUGGCUACUUUGAUGACUCGAUCAUUCAGCAGUUACAGAGUCCAGCCUUGGGGCUUGGCCAGUACCAGGCGACCCUCAUCAACGAGUACUCCUCGGUGGUGCAGCCAGUGCAGCUGGCCUUCCAGCAGCAGAUCCAGACCCUCAAAACGCAGCACGAGGAGUUCGUCAACAGCCUGGCCCAGCAGCAGCAGCAGCAGCAACAGCAGCAGCAGAUCCAGAUGCCGCAAAUGGAAGCCGAGGUCAAGGCCACACCACCGCCUCCUGCUCCACCCCCAGCCCCAGCUCCCGCCCCGGCCAUCCCACCCACCACCCAGCCUGAUGACAACAAGCCUCCUAUCCAAAUGCCCGGUUCUUCAGAGUACGACGCUGCAGGAGGGGUCCAGGAUCCUGCAGCUGCCGGCCCCCGGGGUCCCGGGCCCCAUGACCAGAUCCCGCCUAACAAGCCCCCUUGGUUUGACCAGCCCCACCCUGUUGCUCCUUGGGGCCAACAGCAGCCUCCCGAGCAGCCCCCCUACCCGCACCACCAGGGUGGGCCACCCCACUGCCCGCCCUGGAACAACAGCCACGAGGGAGUAUGGGGCGAGCAGCGCGGGGACCCUGGCUGGAACGGCCAGCGUGAUGCACCCUGGAGCAGCCAGCCCGACCCCUCCUGGAACAGCCAGUUUGAAGGCCCCUGGAACAGCCAGCACGAGCAGCCACCCUGGGGCGGGGGCCAGCGUGAGCCGCCCUUCCGCAUGCAGCGGCCACCACCCUUCCGUGGGCCUUUCCCACCCCACCAGCAGCACCCUCAGUUCAGCCAGCCGCCACACCCCCACAACUUCAACCGCUUCCCACCCCGCUUCCUGCAGGACGACUUCCCCCCACGGCACCCCUUCGAGCGGCCGCCCUAUCCCCACCGCUUCGACUACCCCCAGGGCGACUUCCCCGCUGAGAUGGGACCCCCUCACCACCACCCUGGCCACCGCAUGCCCCAUCCUGGGAUCAACGAGCACCCACCCUGGGCUGGGCCUCAGCACCCCGACUUCGGCCCUCCCCCGCACGGCUUCAAUGGGCAGCCCCCCCACAUGCGGCGACAAGGCCCUCCCCACAUCAACCACGAUGACCCCAGCCUGGUCCCCAACGUGCCCUACUUUGAUCUCCCUGCUGGACUGAUGGCCCCCCUCGUGAAGCUGGAAGAUCACGAGUACAAGCCUUUGGACCCUAAAGACAUCCGCCUCCCACCCCCCAUGCCGCCCAGCGAGAGACUGCUGGCGGCCGUGGAGGCCUUUUACAGCCCGCCCUCCCACGACAGGCCCAGGAACAGCGAAGGCUGGGAGCAGAAUGGCCUCUACGAGUUCUUCAGAGCAAAAAUGCGGGCCCGGCGGAGGAAAGGCCAGGAAAAGAGGAACAGUGGACCCUCGAGGUCUCGGAGCAGAUCCAAGAGUCGAGGGCGCUCUUCCUCCCGCUCCAACUCGAGAUCCUCCAAGUCGUCGGGCUCAUACUCAAGGUCAAUGUCGCGCUCCUGCUCCCGUUCCUACUCUCGCUCCAGGUCCAGGAGCCAGAGCAGAUCACGCUCCUCGAGAAGCCGCUCUCGGUCCCGGUCCAGGUCCCGGUCCAAGUCGUACUCCCCAGGAAGGAGACGUCGAUCGCGGUCCAGGAGCCCCACCCCGCCUUCCUCGGCUGGUCUGGGUUCUAAUUCAGCACUUCCCAUACCUGACUCAAGGCUCGGAGAAGAGAACAAGGGACAUCAGAUGCUGGUGAAGAUGGGCUGGAGCGGCUCUGGUGGCCUUGGUGUGAAAGAGCAGGGAAUCCAGGACCCCAUCAAGGGGGGAGAUGUCCGGGAUAAGUGGGACCAGUACAAGGGCGUGGGCGUGGCCCUGGACGACCCCUAUGAGAACUACCGCAGGAAUAAGAGCUACUCCUUCAUCGCCCGCAUGAAGGCCAGGGACGAGUUCUCCACGAUUGGGGUGCGACAGGAAGAGAAGGAAGACUAACGCAUGCCUAGUGAGGAGCGUCGCGCGCGACGGCCUGGACGGGGCUCGGGCUCCGGAGGUGCCACGGCCACCACGGCUGUGAGCUCGUUUUCCUUUACAGCAAAGCAAGAACCACAAGACCCUCCACUCCCCGAAUAAGAAUGCUUCCUACCUACAGGAGUGGCUGGUGCGCGUCUGCCCUAAGUCAGAUCUGAGUUUCCUCUCAGACCGCGGGAGCAUGCGGAGGAGCGGCCCUGCGCGAGCAGCCGGACAGGUCGGGCCAGCUCUGACCCACUACCCCUCGCUGUGCAGUGACACAGCCAAGGCCAGGCUCCAGGACUGCUCAUGAUUGAAAAUGGAAACACAAAAUCUUUGUGAUUUGCAAAGUUAAGCAGGGUUUUCAUUUUUACUCCAAUUGGUUUAGUUUUAGAGAAAAGAAUUUUACUCUAAGGUGAUCCCCAGUGAGAUCAUUUGAAGCCUGAUUUCUCUAAGAUAUACUGGCCCUUAGUUCAGUUGCUUUAGUUGUGUAAGUUGAUAUUUUUUUUUUCUCAAAUGUUAGCCAUUUGCUAUUAUCUGGAGAAAUGAAAAGUUCUAAGGAAACAGGUCCAAGGCAUCUUCAGGGCAAGGAAUGGCGCUGAGAAUCUCAUACUUCAUGCCCUGCUUGCGUUUUUCACUUAGAAGCAGCCCCACACCAGCACUUGUGUGUGAAAGCCCGUUCAGACCCAGAGUGUAGAGCACGACCACCCAGCUAGGCCUCUUGCUCUCUCCUUCAUCUGCAUACCCCAGCCCAGCCCAGGGGGGAGCCACCUCUGCCAGGCUGGAAGCUUCUGGGUGACCUGCUGGGAUCGACCACACGUGGUGUCCUCGGGCAACUUGGUGCAGUGCCGUUUAUUUGUAUAGAAACAUUUUUGAAAAAUCCUUUUCACUAAGAUGCAAAGUCCUCUCCAACUUUUCAACCUGAUGUGAUAAAAUACUCAAUUUUCUUCUAGAUUUCCUGUAGCUGUGAAUUGUUCAAAAGUAUCUGAUUCAGGAGAAAAUGUACACACAUGCUGUUAAUGAUUUCUUGUGGGUUUUACUGUUUUGCCUUCAAAUAAAGACUUUUUUUAAAGA
Messenger RNA from Galeopterus variegatus (Sunda flying lemur), 3938 nucleotides. It is a transcript of the gene CHERP, whose product is annotated as calcium homeostasis endoplasmic reticulum protein. Gene Ontology annotation, molecular function: RNA binding. Bases 69 to 2849 code for a protein of 926 amino acids. Gene Ontology annotation, cellular component: perinuclear region of cytoplasm. The transcript has 18 exons. Lineage: Eukaryota; Metazoa; Chordata; Mammalia; Dermoptera; Cynocephalidae. Gene Ontology annotation, biological process: RNA processing; intracellular calcium ion homeostasis. The record is from RefSeq and is a predicted model, not a curated record.